AAAGUCGUGGAGUCCACAACUCAUGAAUCCCAUUAAGGGAGAGCAAGAAAAGGGCAGUUUCAAUUCAAUUCAAUUCUGGAAGAAAGAAAUCUUGGUUUGUGGAUUUGAGUGGAAGCAUAGCUAUGGUGAAAGCAGUGAUCGGAGACGAAACCCAACUAACUUCAGCCGAGGAUCGCCUCAGCCAAUCCGGUCUCACCUCUCAGGUGGGUUUGGUGAUAGGAAAACUUAGCUCCAAAUUAGAUCGUGGCUUCAUUUUCGAUUUGGUCCCCACCCCACCAAACGAUGCAGGAGAAUCAGCCUGUUCACUCCUCGAAACCACCAAAGAUGACAACAAGAGAAAGGGUUUCAAAUCUAAAUCACAACCCGCCGUUGAUUCUUCUGCCUUGAACAUCGAUUCGGAUUGGGUCGCUGAACAUGCCCGUCAGGUUUCAAGAAUGUUAGUGGGUGGCAUGAAGGUUAUUGGUGUUUAUGUUUGGGUUAGUGAUAGUGCUUUCAAGAAUUCAACUAUAACACUUUUCCAGCUUUUACAGACAGUGAAGGGAGUUGCAGAAGCUGCACCAGUUACUGAAACUGAUUGGGAUGAGAGAUUGCUGAUUCAUAUAUGUUAUAGUCCAAGGAGGUGGACGUGCCGGAAUUGUGUGCUGUCUUCGAAUAUCACUUCAAGUAGUAUACGGCCAUGUGAUUUUAAAAUGGGAAGGGUCUUAAGUUCCCUUCAGGCAUUUAGGUGUACAUACAACUUCAAACUCAGAUUGCCUGUAACUCAUGAGAGUGCAUCAAAUGCCCAAGCAUUGAGUUCAAUUCUUCGUCAUGUAAUUUCUGUGCAUGCUAAAGAGCUAAUGGAUGCAAAGGCUAUGAUUGAUGGGAAUUUGGUUGUUGGCGAAGAGCUAUGCACAACUGAUGGUACGCAUGAAGUUGAAUUGCUCCUACCAUUCACAAAGAAUUCUUUGGUUGAAGCAAGCAGCCAGAAGGAUGUUGCUGGUGUUCUUGUCUUUGGUGGAUCUGUGUGCUCUUAUGCAUACUCAAACUCAAAGGAACCAGUGAUGCAGGCUGUUGCUGAUAUAAAGGAUGAUAUCAUCAGGAGUCUUCAAAGUAGACUUGAUAUCAUCUGUGAUGAAGCAGAUGAAGAUCCAGAUCCUAUUGACAUCGAUGGCAAGGAUUCAAGGGUAGAAAAACUGCCUGAGAAACCUGUUUCAAGACUUGUCUUGAACUCUUUGAGGAGAACAUGCUUUCUUUCAUUUCCUCGAAGAGUCUUUGUUCCCUGGUUGGCUGGUACAUUCAUAUGUGACUACCUGCAACCAUCUGAGACAGUUGAGGUUUUAAAAGAACAUUGCGUUGAGUUGAUGUCCAUGGAAGCUCCAACUGAUCCCUCGACGUAUCUCCAACCAGAAGUUGAAGCUCCAUCACUAAACACUGAAUCUUUCUGGGAUGUUGCAGUUCCUAACCAUUUCGCACCUGUUUCUUCUUUAGAGAAGAGUAGACAAGUCGACGUGAGUGUGGAAAGUAGCCGGCAAUCUAAUCAGCCAUUUAAUUUCAAUGUCUUAGCUGCUGUUUGCCUCCUUCUCUUUGCAAUCUUGGUUGGGUUUGUGCUUGCAAGGCAAAAAUAGUGUCCGGGUGAAUUUUUUGGUAUAAAUCACAUGGUAUAGAAAUAGGAUAACAGAAACUCAAUUUUUUGAUUUGUUGUUCAUUAUUUGUUCUGGUUUUGCAUUUUAAAAGUGAAGUUCGAUCUGGCCCCGCACAAGCCUUACUAAGAACUGCAGCAAUUUUGUUAUUAGAAGAGAAAGCGGAAAGUGAAGUGUGGGUUUGGAAGCAAUGCUUGUAUUGAUAAGGGUGUUAACAAUUUCCUGUGUGUAUUGUGUGAUAUUCUGUUGAAUCUUCUUACAUAAUUAUGUAUGUUGGUGAAAAUUGCAAUUGAUUCAAUUUCAAAUUUUGAAUAA
Molecule: messenger RNA, 1934 nt
Organism: Populus trichocarpa (black cottonwood)
Lineage: Eukaryota; Viridiplantae; Streptophyta; Magnoliopsida; Malpighiales; Salicaceae
Exons: 11
Coding region: 123-1604 (493 amino acids)
Biological process (GO): intracellular protein localization
Cellular component (GO): endomembrane system
Source: RefSeq, a predicted model, not a curated record